Molecule: messenger RNA, 318 nt
Organism: Diaporthe citri
Lineage: Eukaryota; Fungi; Ascomycota; Sordariomycetes; Diaporthales; Diaporthaceae
Exons: 2
Coding region: 1-318 (105 amino acids)
Source: RefSeq, a predicted model, not a curated record
AUGCUGCUGGGCAUCGUAACUUGCCUCAUCGAGGAGCAUCCUGGACGCGUUCCCGAGGUAAUCUUCGGAACCGAAGAUAUCGACGUCAUGGGUGUUGUUGCGAGAUCGCAAAUAGAGGGUAUUCACGGCACCACCAACGGCGAUGGCGGUCACACCGCCCAAAGGGCCCCAGAGCGCUUAAAGGGCGCAGAGCGCUUAAAGGGCGCAAAGGGCGCAAAGGGCGCAAAGCGCUUAGAGGGCGCAAAAGGCUUAGAGGGCGUAAAGGGUGCUAAGGGCGGCGAGGGCGGCAAGGGCGGCAAGGGCAAGCAAGAGCGCUAA